This is a messenger RNA of Adineta ricciae, 624 nucleotides long. The record is from the annotation of a GenBank genome assembly. NCBI's taxonomy places the organism in Eukaryota, Metazoa, Rotifera, Eurotatoria, Adinetida, Adinetidae.
AUGUUUAAGAAAUAUACUGAUUCCGAUUCUUCUGACGAUUUUGGUUAUCAACGUCGUCAACGCGGAAGGAAACCGACGAACGAAAGCAAAUUCAAUCCGAUCAACGAACAUCAAGAAUAUUCGAAAGUAUAUUCAACUGAUUCCAAAUCAACAAUAGUCGAUGAGAAUCAUCCGGACAAGCCUUGCAAAGCUUGUGUUGAUUUCAAAGAUUGGCUGAGAAAAGGUGUCGAUACUCAAACGGAACAAAAACCACAAACAGUUGAACAACAAAUCUCAAUUAAUUCUCAAUGUCCAUUGAUGCGUGAUGAUCUAGGUCGAGCAUCAUGGUCAUUACUGCACACUAUGGCUGCUUAUUAUCCGAUGAAACCAAAAGAAGAAGAACAACAAUCCAUGUCGGAGUUUAUUUGUUCAUUUUCGAAAUUGUUUCCGUGUCCGGAAUGUCGAACAGAUUUUCAAGAAGAAAUUAGUAAAUCUCCGCCGGACUUAUCAAGUCGUCUUGGCCUUUCGACAUGGAUGUGUAAUCAGCAUAAUAUUGUGAAUAAAAAACUAGGUAAACCCGAGUUUGAUUGCCGACAAGUGUUAGAAAGAUGGAAAGAUGGACCAGCGGACGGUCGAUGCGAUUGA